Molecule: messenger RNA, 1312 nt
Organism: Camelina sativa (false flax)
Lineage: Eukaryota; Viridiplantae; Streptophyta; Magnoliopsida; Brassicales; Brassicaceae
Source: RefSeq, a predicted model, not a curated record
UCUCAGGUUUCUUUGCGGCAAUCGACUUCGAGGGACAUAUGUCCUGGAACCCAAUCAAUAGUUCUCCUUACUACAGAAGUGUAGUCGCAACUGUUGGCCCUGAAGCUGAUGUGGAAGAUAGCAUUCAUAGACUUGAGUUUCAGAGACGGCUCAGCAUGAGUUUCUAGGGUUUCCACAAGUACCUUCUUCAUCUCAAUCUGCUCUGGCAGGAAAGAAUGAGAUCCAGCAUUUUCGCAAACAUGGAAAAGUGCAAACUCGGCAUACAGAAGAAGCCAAUCAUAUUUAACAAUGUCCAUGUCCGAAACCUCGUAGAAUCUCAUAGCAUCAUUAUCAUCAGCAUCUUCUGGUGGUUCCGACAAAAAACCAGGGAUAUGUCCUUGGUAAAACUUAUCUACAACAAAACUAUGGAAGAAGUUGAAGUCUUAUUCUUCAUGAGUCGUUAUCGAGAUCGGGUGAUGAAUACGAAGGAGAAAGAGAUGUCGCCUCGUCGUCUUCUUCUUCGAUCAAGUCUUCGACCUAUGGAGAAAAGGUGGAAUUGGAGCAAUACCCAAAAUGGUCCUCAUAUUGCUGCUGUGGAGAAAAGAUUCAUAAAAGGCUAGUAUUGAUUUGCUAUUUGAGAUGCUUUGGCUUUGUUCCUGUUCUUCAAGAAGCCUGAAGUGUGUGUGGGUGGAACAGAGCAAGUCCUUCCAUAGACCAAAUCCAAAUGUAUAAGCUUCUUCUCAGGUUUUCCCAUUGUUCUCCCUCUCUUCUUAGAACUCUAUCCAAACCGUGUGGUUUUAGGACUUGUGUGUGUUUUGAUGCAGGAUCGGCACAACCCGUUCUACUAUACCUACAAUUUCUAGUUUUAUUUUCCUAAUAUUGCAUACCCGUUCUGUGAGGGUUCAACUGCCACAAACGAAGCAAUCUACCGCAGCGUAUUUGAACGUCCCGAAGAAGAAGAUUAAACUAUUUGUGUUGCCAUCUUCUGAUGAGUGUAAAGGUGCCAAGAAUAAAAUUGAGGUGUUUGUGAACUUGACGGAUCACGUGAAGGUAUUGAGAAACAUGUUGGCUGAAAAAGUCAAAGGAGGGGUGACUUAAAUCUGCCUCAACAAGAAUACUACUUUGUGAGAGAGCAGAAAGUGAUCAUGAACGAAGAUAAGUCAUUCGAGUGGAACGGUUUUACUGGUCCAACAGAUGUAGUUUGGAUGGUUCCAUGUGGCUCUUAACUCACAGUUCUUUGGAUUCAGAAAAAAAUGUUCUUUAGACAAUUUGUGUAUGAUACAUUCAGCAACAAGAAAAGGUUAUGUGGAUUUUAUCCUAUCCGAGGUUUAAA